AAUUUAGCGUGCAAUAUCUUUACCUGAAGACAGUGAAGUAUUUGCUAAAAAGAACAAAAAAUGAAAUCAGUUUUUCUGUCUUUCAUGUUCGUCCUUACUUUGAUCACUCCUCACUUCCCCAGUUCAGCUUCUCUUCCUUUCGUUGUCAUCCAUGGCAUUGGACAAGAUUGUAGAGCUAAGAAAGUUUCUGAGCUCAUUAACCAGUUAAGCCAUUGGUCAGCUACUGACGGAUAUUGCAUAGAAAGUAGCCAUGAGCUCCUGGCUUUUACCCCUGAAGGAUCAGGCGGCGAUUGCCUGCAGCAAGGUGAAGCAAAUGAAGGAGCUUAAUCAAGGUUAUAACAUUAUCGGUCUCUCUCAGGGAAAUUUAAUCGCAAGAAGCAUAAUUGAGUUCUGUGAUGGAGCACCAAAAGCAAAUAACUUCAUCUCAUUAGCAGGGCCGCAUGCUGGAAUAGGUUCACCACCUUUCAGCCUUUUUAGAGGGAUGCACUCUGUAGCAGCAAAACUUAUGAAUUUUGGUAUCUACAGAAAAUUUAUCCAGAAAAAUUUGGCUGUCAGUGGUUAUAUAAAAAUCCCAAAUAAUAUUCCUUCAUAUCUCGAAAAUUCUAAAUUCCUUCCGAAGCUUAAUAACGAAAUAGCAAAUGAAAGAAGCUCAAUCUACAAAGAAAGAUUCAAAAGUUUAGAGAACUUGGUGCUUAUUAAGUUCGACAAUGAAAACGUUCUAAUUCCAAAAGAAACCUCAUGGUUUGGGUAUUACCAGGACCAUUCCUUCCGUUGUGUGCUACCUGUCCGAGAGGUGAAUUAUCCUUUCGAGUUUGGCUCUUUGACUGUUACCCUGCAUCAAAUUUAUUUUUAUGUUUCUGAAACGCAGACGAAGCUUUUCGUUGAAGAUUGGAUUGGUUUAAAAGCACUAGAGGAAGCAGGGAAGGUCACUUAUGUAACUUUACCAGGAGAUCAUCUAGCAAUCUCAGAUGAUGGUUUGAAAAAAUACAUUGUGCCCUUCUUGAAGAACAAAGACUUGGGAUGGCAUAAUGCAACAACACCACGCGUACUUGUGCCUGACUUGAAACCAAUCUUAUUGAGGUUAAAAAGGCAAUGUCCUAAAGACGUGCAGGUGAUAAGACGGUAAUACCUCCAUGACAAUUCCAGAUCGUAGAUUGUUGCCAUCACAAUAGUAUGUGUAUUAUAGUUAGGGCUCCUAUGAAGGUUUAUCAUCCUAAUAAAUUUUUUGUUUCAAUA
Beta vulgaris subsp. vulgaris (sugar beet) is the source of this 1236-nucleotide messenger RNA. RefSeq lists its product as uncharacterized. Gene Ontology annotation, cellular component: intracellular membrane-bounded organelle. NCBI's taxonomy places the organism in Eukaryota, Viridiplantae, Streptophyta, Magnoliopsida, Caryophyllales, Amaranthaceae. The coding region runs from base 251 to 1126 and encodes 291 amino acids. The record is from RefSeq and is a predicted model, not a curated record. Gene Ontology annotation, molecular function: palmitoyl hydrolase activity; thiolester hydrolase activity. The transcript has 10 exons.